Molecule: messenger RNA, 2322 nt
Organism: Suillus discolor
Lineage: Eukaryota; Fungi; Basidiomycota; Agaricomycetes; Boletales; Suillaceae
Exons: 4
Coding region: 151-2076 (641 amino acids)
Source: RefSeq, a predicted model, not a curated record
UCAUGAAUAUUCUUGGUACCAAUUAUUGACCACUUAUUUAUCCCAAUUGCUUCUGGGCGUCUUUACAUCCUUCCUCCAUCACUCUCUUUUCCUUCACUCUUUUACUCCUCGUCCCACUCAACCUCAACCCCAAUCUUACCCUCGCCCUUCAUGGUCAAGCUUACACUGCUCUCCCCCAAAGGCAACCAUGGCGUCCGUUUCUUUCCUCACAGUGGCUACCUCGGCUUGACACCCCUCAAGUUCGAAGGAGCCGUUCGCACUGAAAUCGAGCAGGAUGGAAAACAUAUCUCUGCCAAAGAUAUAACAGUCUUUGUUCGGUGUUAUGAAUUUCGGUAUGGCCGGUUGGGGACAGCACAAUCCAAGAUUUUGGUAGAGCACUCCGUCACCUUAUGGAGGAAACCAGAUGGCCAAGAUUGGGCAGAGAUAGGAAAUGUAGAACACCCAUUCCGACUUACCAUCCCAGUUCAUAAUGCUGGUCCCAGCUCAGCUCUUUACUUUCAAGAGUAUCGAAUAUGUUGGCGAAUCGAGGCCGUUGUCAAUCACGCUCCCGUUCCGGGCAUCGGUUCUCGCUUGCUUAAACAUUGUGAUCUCUAUUUGAUCCGCCAUGACUUACCAGGAAAUUUGUCUCCACCCUCUCCAGUAACACCGCCCCCAACAUCUCAUCUAUCUUCCAUGAGCACAAAGUCUAGAGGCCCUUCACUCCGUUAUCAAAUUAUACUGCCCACUAAACCCGUUGGUCCUCUCGACAUCGUUUCUUUACAAGUCACUGUUCAACCACUCGAUUCAGCAGUAUCUAUCCGCAGUGCGACUGCCGUGGUCGAAAGAAGAAUACAAUUCUCAGAACUCCCAACAUCCCCUUCUGGUACUUCCACACCAUCAGCCCCUACAUUAUCAUCACACUCAUACCUCGCGUCAAAUCAAGAAACAAACUCUCAUGAUCAUCACUCUGUCGCAGCGAACUCCUACCACCUCGCAUCCGCUGCCUCCUCUUCCAACGAUCUCCACUGCCCUUCCUCGACUUCUUCCUCGAUAUCUGACACCCGCCCUCUUCUGCCACAACAACAAUCAUCAGUGCCUAGUACCUCACAAGUGACUCACACAAGCGAACGAACAACGACACAUAUUUUUGCUCAUCUUGAAUCUUCCCAUCGCUUCACUCGCGAUUCUACCGGAACCUGGCGUCAGACUCUCACCUUUUCUUGGCCCGAUACUAGUCCCAGUAGCCGGUGGACAGUUGGAGAAACACUUCAGACCGGCACGGCUUCUAUCAGGUUUUUUAUUCGCGUAAAGUUGAUCAUCUCCUCCCCUACCUCGAGUGCUGAAACGGUCGAGCUUGAUGACCAAGAAAUUAUUGUAGUCUCAACCAAUGAGGCUCAGCGUCAAUUGGCUCUUUCACGCUAUUCCGCCGCAAGCCAAUCCAAGUCUAGGUCUCCAAAACGAUCAAAGCGAGAACGUCCAAAUACAAAUACUCAACUACCGUCACCGCCUCGUAGCCCUCCUGUAGUCAUCCAAGUACCAGAAAAGGCGCCCACUGUAGCUAAAGCCGAGCAUGAAAUAUCAAAUGGGCAUACCCACAAGUUUUCUUCUGUACCAUCACCACAGCCCGGAAGCAAAUACAAACUGAAGUCCAUACGCAGACCCCACACUUCUGCGGGGCCCCGGGACACGCCGCAUGGGUACGAUUCACAGGGAUAUAACCAUCUCCACAACCAUAAUAAUCGACAUCCUGUCCCUCUGCGCCCCGAAACCGCAUAUAGUGGACCUGCCACUAAUGGACGCAGUACUCGUGGUGCUUUCAACCAGAAGUGGGUGGAAGCCCCACGGCUUGGCCAUUCUAGUUCAGGCGCGAGCUCGGAAGGAGCCCACUCUACAAUACCUGAAGGUGCUACUGGCGCAGAAGGUAGCUUGUUGUUCGAGAAAGUCGGACAAGUAGAGAUGCGCGCGUGGGAGGAGGAACUAGCGAGAAUAGAAUUGGUGAGCCGCAGAAGUACUGCGGAUAUGAUGGAUUUUGUGUCCCAGCGCAGGAAGCUGAAUGGCCAACAAGUCAUACGGACAUUUCUGCAAGCGGAAGGCUGAGUACACGGAUUCCCUGCAUUCUACACUAUUUAUCGCCACUGUUUUCCGCUGUCAUGUUUUCCUUAUAUCUAGCAUAGGUUCUCUCCGCAUAGUCCUUUUCCAACAAUCAAUACUUCAUACCAGCACGACUCACUGUAGAAUGUCCAAUUCUACUAUCAUUGCAUAUUUAUUAAUUUCGUUGGCACAUGUCCUCGGAUACCGGUUUAAUGAGAUAUACCACCCAAGGUGGUACAUACUACAUACAAA